AUGAUAACUGGGUACAAUAAAAUAGGUCCAAAUGGAGGAAUAUUAACAGUAUUUGGAAAUGGUUUUCCAAACGAUUUAGGAAAUGUACAUAUAAAAGUUGGAAAUACUCAAUGCAAUGAUGUUCAUCUCAUUGGAUCCAACAGUGUUGUUUGUACCCUCGAUAGUCCAGAUAGUGGAGUUGACCUGUCACAGAGAUUCGAUCUAUCGGUGACAACCGUCAUCGAUGAAGAUAGUAAACCAUCGAAAUAUCCAUUUUACUAUGAUUGGCCAAUCAUUGAAUCGGUAGAUACAACCAAUAUCUAUUUCGAUCAACAAAAUAUCGUUGCAAUCAAUGGUAGUAAUUUCAAAGAGAAUAUGGCUGUCAAUUUCGAGUUUAUAGAAUAUGACAAUGUUUCUAUAGGUUGUAACGAUAUAAUACUAGUGAAUUACACUUAUUUAACUUGCCAAUUAUACAUACCAACCUAUCUUUUUCAAAAUGAUACCAAUGGUGACAAUGGCCAACUUUUAUUCAUUGUUACAGAUUCAUUAAUUUCAGUCAAUGUCAGUAAUAUGGUUGUUCCUUUCAACCAAACUCUUAUAAUACAAAAUUCAUCAAAUCAAAAUAAUAAUAAUAAUAAUUUUAAUCAUAAUCAUAACAAUCGUAAUCAUAAACAUAAACAUAAAAAUAAUCAUAAAGGAUCAAACAAUCAAAAUAACAACAAUAAUGAUGAUAAUGAUAGUGAAGAUAAUUAUGAUAGUGAUAUUGAUGACAAUAAUAAUAACAACAAUGAAAAUAGAAAGAUUCAACAACUAUAUGAUGAUGAUGAACAUGAUAAUGAUCACAUAGAUAGUUAUGAACAUUUAGAAUCAUUCGAUAGCUAUGUAUUAAGAAAUGAAUAA
Heterostelium album PN500 is the source of this 879-nucleotide messenger RNA. RefSeq names its product IPT/TIG domain-containing protein. Bases 1 to 879 code for a protein of 292 amino acids. NCBI's taxonomy places the organism in Eukaryota, Evosea, Eumycetozoa, Acytosteliales, Acytosteliaceae. The transcript has 2 exons. The record is from RefSeq and is a predicted model, not a curated record.